Aphanomyces astaci is the source of this 877-nucleotide messenger RNA. RefSeq lists its product as hypothetical. The coding region runs from base 46 to 846 and encodes 266 amino acids. NCBI's taxonomy places the organism in Eukaryota, Oomycota, Saprolegniomycetes, Saprolegniales, Verrucalvaceae. The record is from RefSeq and is a predicted model, not a curated record. Gene Ontology annotation, biological process: proteolysis. The transcript has a single exon. Gene Ontology annotation, molecular function: metalloendopeptidase activity.
UCCAUAAACCCGACGCACGGAAGAAGCAUCACUAUCCCAUUGACCAUGACAACCGUCGUACAUCGCCGCGUCCUCGCGGGGGCAGCCACGGCCCUCUUUGCCUCGUCCGUGUACCCUGUCUACAACCCCCGCUGCAUGGACGGCGCCAUGCGUCUCGACGACGACGACCCGAUCGUGCAUGCGACCCGGGAGAUUGCGUUCCAAACCGGCGUCACGCAUCCGGAGAACGUGCACGUGUAUGUGUCUAUGGAUGGAGAGACUGGCGGAUCCAUGGGUGCCAACGUGUUUGGCCGCGGCAGCGUGUGCAUCUCGAACGCAGUGUACCGUGGGUUCCAUCUCGACGAAAAUGUCGACGAUGAGGACGACGACGACCUUCCGUCGAAGGAGGAAGCCGAGUUCAUCCUGGCACAUGAAUGCGUACAUCUUGCCAAGAACCACUCGCUGGUCAUGUCGUCGUUCGUCCCCAUGGCGAUGCUCUCCAGCGCGUCCCUCACCACGAAAGUGUCGAACAAGUUCCUCGCGACGUUGCUUGGCGUGGGGUCGCUUGUCGUCGGCGGCAUUUACCUGUCCUGGUGGAUGGAGUACGAAGCCGACCACGGCGCGGCCUCCCUCGGCCAUCGCUUCCACAUCGGCGGACUCUCCACCCUCGAGCGCACGCGUCGACGGAACUGCAUGUUCAAGCAGACGCACCCCACACGAUGGAUCACGGACGAAGGCAACUACCUCGCCGACACGGCGCAUCCAUGGCUCACGACUCGCAUCGACCACCUUGCGUCUCAUAACAUCGACGACUGCCACAACUGCGCCUUCUGCUCGCUGGUUUCCACGCCCUUCCGCAGCACCUAAUCUAUUUAAUCUAUCGUCAACUUAUCGAAUA